Molecule: messenger RNA, 2531 nt
Organism: Halichondria panicea
Lineage: Eukaryota; Metazoa; Porifera; Demospongiae; Suberitida; Halichondriidae
Product: golgin subfamily A member 5-like
Exons: 10
Coding region: 68-2392 (774 amino acids)
Biological process (GO): Golgi organization; retrograde transport, vesicle recycling within Golgi
Cellular component (GO): Golgi membrane; Golgi cisterna
Source: RefSeq, a predicted model, not a curated record
AAAAAACUAGAUAGGUGUGGCUUGUUGAUAACGGCCACGCCCACCUAAUGGCUCUAAGUUGAGUAGGAUGUCUUGGUUUACAGAGCUAGCUGGGAAGGCUGAGGCCCUUCUCAAUCAAGUGGAUCAAGCAGCAUCAGAGAGUCUCAAAGAUUCAGGCCUCAAAACCCCUCAGAAGCAAGCAGCUUCAUCAGCCACCAUAGAACCCCCAUCACGUGUACGUGAACCUCAUGUCCCUUACGAACCAACUGUACACACUACUAAGCCUGGACAAGGGGCUGCUGUAGCUCAAGUCCUGGUGGGAAGGACACCUCAAUCACUUGUCGCUAAGAAACAGCAUUCGAAUGAACCGAUACACACAUCAACUCCGCGCAAAUCAUCAUCAACAUCUUCUGUUGCUAAUGACGAUAAACUUCUUGAAUUUCUCAACUCUCCAUCAAACGUUAAAGAGUCAGUUUCCUCUCGACCAAGAACUCCACAGACACAGAAAUCUCGAAGUUCGUCACACGCUACAAAAUCGUCUUCUCUUCCCCUGUCCAAACCCGUUGUCCCUGUGUUAUCACAACCUCAUCUAACCAGUGGAAACAAUGAUACUGUACCUAACACUCCAGUUACAACUGAGGACGAAUCACAACAGGAAUCAAGUCCACCUCGAGAAGAGAUUGAACUCAAAGACGAUGCUGUUAUGGCAGUUACAGUGGAGGAGAGUCCACCAUUAGAUGAAGUGCCCUCGACUGACAUGCCUGAUAGUGCUACAAUGAUCGAACACCUACCUAAACCUGACGUGGACUUAGAAACAGAAAAUAGUGAAUCGCUGGACAAGAAAGAAAUUGGUGUUCUAAAGCAGACAAUUUCUAACUACGAACUUGAGAACAAACUUUUGAAGAGGGAGAUUAACUCAUUAAAUGAAGAGCUAGCUGCUCUAUUAAAGAAGACAACUGGACACGAGGAGAGAGUAUCCCAUUAUGAGAGUGAGAUACACGCACUGAGGGAGCAGGCAUCCAGGACAGAUCACAUGAUCCGACAGCUGAGGUCACAUAACGAGGAUCUCCAGGCAUCGCUAGAGGCCAGGGACUCGCAGAUCAGUGUGUUGAGAGCUCGACUGUCAGAGGCUGAUCGGAAGGUGGAGGAGCAGCAGAGACAACUGGCAGCUUCCGACAAUGAAAAGCAAAGGUUCCUCCAGGAUGCAGGUCUGAGCAGUACAGCUCACAGCCACGCACUAGACUCACUCAAGGCACAGCUGCACCAACAUCAGACCCUCCUCCAGCAAGAGAGGGUGGCCCUCCAGACUAAACAGCACGAGUUCGCAGACAGAGAGGGUAAACUCCGGGCCGAGUUGGCACAGGUGAGGGAUGAGUUGGUUGGUCAGCAGCAAGAGACGGCCCUCACCCAGACCAGGUGUGGAGGGCUGCAGACAGAGACUCAGCGAGUGCAGCAAGACCUACUCUUGGCACGUCGGGAACACAACGAGUACAAACAGAGGGCAGCUGGCAUUCUGCAGGCUAAAGAGAAGCUGAUAGCGAGCCUACAGAGUGGAGAGGGUGGAGCAAUGGGUGUGGUCAGCGAGGCAAGGCUGGAGGAGAUGAGGUUAGAGAAGGAACACGUUCAAGCCCAGCUAGAGAGUGCCCUACAGAGCUUGGAGGGGUUGAGGGCAGAGGCACAGAAGAAUGAUGACCGUCACAGUAUGGAGGUUGGUAGGCUAGCAGAGCAAGUGAGGGUGUGUGAGGGUGUGCUGGCCGAGGAGCGGAGAGGCCACACACACACCCGAGGGGAAGUGACAAGACUCACGCAAGAGUUGGAGGACGUGAGAGAGAGUUUGCUGAGAGAGAAGACAACUACUGCAGAGUUAUCACAGCGUAGUGAGAGUGAGCUGACUUCGUUGAAGGCUCAGUUAUCGACCACCCUCUCCCCCAGUCGUGCAGAGACAGAGUCUCGUCUCCACGAGCUCACAGAGAGCCUCAUCCACAAGCAGACCACACUGGAGACACUCAGCGCUGAGAGGAACUCACUCAACCUACAGCUCCAAAGAGUACAGGAACAACUGACAGAGGCACAGACAAGUCGGCCCACUAGCAACCACACAGCUGUUCUGAUGUGCCCUGCAGGCCACACUGACUCACACAGAGAAGGUGCCUCUGUUCGACCGUUGACCUCUGUACUUUCCUCGCUAGAGAAUGCCCCUUCUGACAGCAGACUCCAUAAUGUCAAGAGAGCAGUCAAUACACUCGACAAGUUCAGUAUUCGUCUGGGUGUGUUCCUGAGGAGGUACCCUCAUGCCAGACUGUUUGCCCUCUUCUACACAGUCCUACUCCAUGUGUGGGUAAUGGUGGUCCUGCUGACGUACACUCCAGAGGUUCAUGCCGCCGCCACUGACCCCUUGCAUAUAACUUUAUAGCAAUAACUCACUUCUGCUGAUUCAAGCAUGCAUGUGUUUCUUAUCAUGAUUUUUUUGUGCAACCUUUUGUAAUUAAUCAUGCAGGUUCAAUGUUUAUUUUCAAAAAACACUGCAUGAGAGUUAACAUAACCACACGAAA